Messenger RNA from Pectinophora gossypiella (pink bollworm), 3341 nucleotides. Its product is annotated as probable pseudouridine-5'-phosphatase. The coding region runs from base 154 to 897 and encodes 247 amino acids. The record is from RefSeq and is a predicted model, not a curated record. The transcript has 5 exons. Gene Ontology annotation, molecular function: phosphatase activity. NCBI's taxonomy places the organism in Eukaryota, Metazoa, Arthropoda, Insecta, Lepidoptera, Gelechiidae.
UCAAGGGAUUGUUUCUCUCUAUUUUUUUCUUAUCAAUCGAAAAUAUUGAAAGCGGUGGACGUGCUGUUGUAAAUAAACUUAAUUUUCUUUAAAAGUUGGAAAAGUAGUUCGUGUUGUGACUAUGCAAAAUUUUACAUAACAGCCGGUAUAACCAUGAGGAUAUAUCUGUUAAAAACUGUGUCAAAUACGUUCGGAAGGAGAUUUUUAUCUACUAAAAAUGUGAAGAAAGUUACACACUGUAUUUUCGAUAUGGAUGGCCUUCUUUUGGAUACAGAGUUGGUGUAUAAGAAAAUGAUAACCCAAAUAUGUGCUAAAUACGGUCAUGAGUAUACUGACGAGCUAAUGAUGAAGGUGCUCGGUGGUACAGAGCAGCGGUUGUCCGAGAUAUUGUGUAAGGAACUGAAGCUGCCGAUCACACCAACUGAAUUCAGGAACCAGAUACUUGAAUUAGGAGAUAAAAUGCUGGCCGGUGCUCCACUGUUGGAUGGUGCAGAAAGACUAAUCCGUCAUCUUGACAAAACGAAGGUACCGUUCGCGCUGGCCACUUCAUCUAGCGACAGGUCAGUGAAGACUAAAGUGGCGGCCCAUAAAGAACUGUUUGAGAAGUUCCACCAUAUGGUCAUGGGCAGUACUGACCCUGAUGUCAAAUUCGGGAAACCACAUCCUGAUAUCUUUCUGGUUGCAGCUGCACGGUUUCCUGAUAAACCUGACCCUUCAAAGUGCCUUGUGUUCGAAGACUCUCCGCACGGCGUGACAGCGGGUAUCAAAGCAGGUAUGCAGGUCGUGAUGGUGCCGGAUCCUCAUCUAGACAAGAGAUUAACGAGCCACGCCACCAUAGUGCUGCCAACCCUAGCGAAGUUCCAGCCGGAAAUAUUUGGUCUACCGCCGUUUCAGUGAUUGCAGAGGUGCAGGUUGAACUGGCGUGAGCUUCCAAUAGUGUUUGACCAUAAUAGCUGUAGCCAUAAGAUAUCGCGCGCACGCGCAGGUGUUUAUUUAUUUUUCUGUUGUCUAUCGAAUCGAUAGUAUCUAUUGUUAGUCACCUUAGUAUACCACUUAAAAAUGAUCAAAAUAGCCGGAUUGCUAUUGAUACUGAUUUGCCUUUGCAUGACAACAUUGGAUCACUGUUUGACAGUGAAUUUUAAAUUUCACCAAUUGAUUGGAUCAGCAAUUUAGACUGUGUAGGUAUAGACAUAUUUAGGUAAUUAAACAAAGUACUUAAAUAAAAAAAUAUAUAUGUAGGUACGCACCAAAAAUAAGUACCUACUUGGGGGUAGCCACAUUGAAACAAUUCAUCAAAGGUGAGCAAUAUCAACAAAUGACAAAUAGAUGAAUUGCUUGGAUAUAACCCCCCUUUAGUUAGCAUACAAAAACAUAAAAACUAUUUUUUGAAAAAUAUUUAGGAGAUCCAUUUAUUUUGUAUAGCAAUCCAAGCAGAUAGAAUCUAAUUUCCAUUCGUAGUGCCUCAUUUCGAUAAGUGCCCAGAUUAGAUAUUAAUAUUAUUGUACCGACAAUAAUGCAUAUUUUGUUGAUAUUUGAUUGUUAGUCUUAUCAUUCAUAUUCAUAAUAACGAGCAUUCAUUUAUUUCUUCGCUUCAACUGGCUUCAAGAUUUUUGUAUUAUGGUAUUCUGUCAUGAGACACACCAAAUUUUAUUUUUAGUUAUACCAGUCAUUUUGUUAACCGCCGAAAAGAAAGGGAUGGAUGUGUGUGUCAACAUAAUUCUGUCGGGUUAUUGGCCAAUAUAAAAUUUUGGAACGGCUUUUUAAUUCUGCCUAAAAUUGACGUGUGUUUCGUAAAUUUUAUGCCUGUCGAUUGCCCGUCCCUUUCCUUUUCGGCGGAUAAGAAAAUGACAGCUAUAUCUUAAAAUAAAAUUAGACGGUGUGUGCAGGAAUCAGACCCUAUACCUCUUAAAACGUAGCGUAACUUUGAUUAGAGGUUAGCCAAGUUGCAAACGAUUGCGAAAAUCGACAUUGAUAAAAAUGUACGGGAUUGACCACUGCGUAAGCGUGAAAAGAUUCAAAGUCUAUGGGAUUGACAUAAGGUGAAAUGUCAACUUAAGGUGAAAUGUCAACAUAAGGUGAAAUUUCUAUAUGAGGCGAAAUGUCAAUCACAUAUAUUUUUAUCACUGUCAUUAUGCGUAAUCGUUUGCAAAUUGCCUAAUACCCCAGUAGGGCUAACAUGUGCAACUUGAUAAAAUUUUGUCACGGGGAUUUUAUCGUUUUGUCGAAUGGUGCUAUUAUGGGAACCCGAAUAGGUCAUGUUGUUCUAUCAAAAUAGGAACAAAAUCACGUGGCACGCAUGUUAGGGAAAAAAUAAAUUUAUCGAUUUUGACAAAAUUUAUAGAAUCGAUCGAUAAUUUUAUCACGUUGCGCAUGUCAGCUCUGCUAGGCAGAGAUAUUGUACGGUCACGAGAAUUAAUAUGUAUACACUUUGGUAUCAUGUCACAUUAACUGUUUUGACAAAUUGAACUGUAAGUCUCACUAAAUGUCAAAUAUGUUAGUGCGACAGAGUCCUAAAGUGGGUACAUUAUAUUGCUCAUGACUGUACAUCGCCUAUUGCGAAAGAGUCGAGAGAUAUGUCUCAUUCGCACUACGAAAGAGACAAAAGAUACCAUUAUCAUGUUGUUUUACGGGGUAUAAUUUGACAGCUGUCAUUAAUAAACUAAUCUCACUUGAGACUGCCCUCAAGGUAUACAGUGCUCAAGUCCCUGUUUGUAAAUAAGAACUGUCGGUUUGACAUGAUCUUGAGGGCAGUAUCGAAGCUGAGAUUAGUUUAUUAAUACCACUCUUACUGUCAAUCAGUCAAGGUUAUAUUUAAGGAGUAUACACUGUCUUAGGACGCGAAUGUCACUUUCUCCACCACAAGUUGGUUUUCAAAUGUGCUGUACCCUCAUAUUAUAAACGUGUAUUGCUUUACUACGUUACGUACAUACAUACUUCAUUACUAAUUUUAACUUGUGUUUGUGAUUGUUAGGAGCAAUAUCAGCCCAGUUAAAAGAGAAUGUUCUGGAUCGUGUAUUUAAAUAAUUAUAUGUAUACAGGGUAUUAGAAACGUAACAAAUACCUACUAAGGGGGAUGAUUCAGACCAUGAUUUUAAGUUAAUAUUAAGUGGAAUUUUGCGUCGUCUGAAUCAUACCUCAAAGUUUUUGUUCUGAUGUCACCAAUAACCUAUAUGUAUUGACAUCUAAUUAUUAAAUAUUUCAUCACAGAGACAACAAUUAUUGUAAAACAUUAUAACAAUCUCUUUUAACUAGGCAGUUUACAUACUGGGAUGUAGAUUUUUACCAUGUUAUUGUUAACAAAACCCUAGAUUAGUUAAGCAUAAUAAAUUAUUUACUUGAAA